AUGGCAGGCGCGAUGCUUCGUACCUACCUCCGUACCUACCUCCGUGCCUUCAUAGCUAAGAAACAAAAUGCAAAAAAACGUGCGAGGCUCGAAGCCGAAGCUUUUGCAGCAGCUGAAGCUGCAACCGCCGCACUCGCUCCCGGCGGCCUUGCCGACACCAUUGGACAGCUCCAAGUGGCUGUCGCCGUCGAAUCCGAACAGAACGAACAGAACGAACAGAAGAACGAUGCCGUGAUCGGACAGGAAGAAAACCUCGCGGGUCCCGGGGCCAGUUCUCCAGACGUUUCUUCUUCUACGAGCCAGAGCAGCGGCGCCCUCAAGCGAGCCGCACCCCACGACGAGCAGGAAGACGACGGCGGCGGUUGGCAGAAGGUCGAACGCGCCAGCAAGAAGGCUAAGAAGAUUCCCCGUGACGGCUCGAAUUCCUACCCUGCCAUAUCAUUUUUCUCCGCCGCGAAGCUCUACUCCAAGAUCAAUAUCGCCCAGCUACGCGACCUCAUCCUCUACAUCUUCGCCGACGGUCCUGCGCCGCAAUGGGUGGCCGUUCAGCAUCGCCCGCAGUUCCGAAAGAUUGUCGUCGUAACGGUCCCCGGCCUCGAGGAGGCCAUGUUCACCGAAAAGGUCAACUUCGACACCUACAACUCGACUCCCCCCAAGGACGAGAACCGCUCCAUCACGUCUCCGGACGAUUUCUACCCCCGUCUGCUCAAGUCGGAAUGGCUGCCCGAUGUCCUCAAGCCCUUUGUCGACAUGUUCCCCCACCUCUGGCCCGUCCGUGCCCCCGGAGACGAUAAGCAUAUGAAGUUGCACUCGCCCCUCGGCACCUUCCUCACCGCCCCGCUGCCCAAGGAUAAGGCCAAAGGCGUCAAGGCGGCAAAAGAACCUCACGGCUGGAAGAACGAACGCACCCGCAUAACCGAAUACCUGGCCUCGGAGGAGGAGCUCGAGUCGAACGGCCAUCUCCUCCAUCCCGCUCUGAUCCAGGAUCCCGACAGGCGCGCCGCCUUCCAACCCCCCCAGGGCUGGGUCGCCACCCGCGUCGAGUCACUCGAAGACGCCCAGGUGCCCGAAGAAGAGGUCGAACAGGGGAGCGUGACCGCAGGUCGUGACUGUCUGGCGCUGGACUGCGAAAUGUGCAUGACCGGCGAAGACGAAUACUCCCUCACCCGUAUCAGCGUCCUGGCGUGGUCGGGCGAGAUCAUCAUGGACGAGCUGGUCAAGCCAGAAAAGCCCAUCACAAACUACGUCACCCACUUCUCCGGCAUCACCGAAGCCAUGCUGGCCCCCGUCACCAUCACUCUCCAAGAUAUCCAAGCCAGACUUCUCGACCUCAUCACCCCUCGCACCAUUCUCAUUGGCCAUUCCCUCGAGUCCGACCUCAAAGCCCUCCGUCUGUCGCACCCCUUCAUCGUCGAUACGAGCCUGAUCUACCCGCACCCGCGCGGCCCUCCGCUCAAGUCCUCCCUCAAGUGGUUGACGCAAAAAUACCUGCAUCGCGAAAUUCAGCGCGGUGGCGCCCAGGGCCACAACCCCGUCGAGGACGCACGCGCUUGCCUUGACCUUGUGCGGCAGAAAUGCGAGAAGGGGAAGCUCUGGGGCACAUCAGACGCGCAAGGGGAGAACCUGUUCCGCCGCCUCGCUCGAGCGGGCACCUCCUAUAAAGCCCAAGCCGGCGAGAGCGCUCUGGGUGGCUUGGCCACGGGCAAAAGCACCGCGGCCAUCGACUGGGGCGAACCUUCCAAGGGACCCGGCGCCGGAGCUACGCAUCGGAUCGGUUGCAAGUCCGACGAAGAUGUCGUCCAGGGCGUGAUCCGCGCCGUCCAGGGCGAUCCAGAUGGCCGCGAGAUCCGCGGCGGAGGCGUUGACUUCGUCUGGGCGCGCAUGCGAGAGCUUGAAGCCCAUCAGGGUUGGUGGAAUACCAACCGGUCCGACCAGUCCAACAGCGACGGCGGCCCGCCAUCCAACACGGAUCCCCGCAACGGCGACGGCGGGGACACUGACCCGGCGCUACAGCAGCACCAGCACCAGCAGCAGCAGCAGCACCAGCGCCAGCAACCACAACUGGCCGAUGAGAAUGACGCCGAUCCCCGCUCGUCCCUGGAGCAGUGCCUUGCCCGUCUCACCGACCGGCUGCAGCGCAUCCACGCGGCUCUUCCCAAAUGCACCGCUUUCAUCGUCUUCUCCGGCUCUGGGGACCCGAGGGAGAUGGCACGGCUGCAAGCCUUGCACGCCCAGUGGAAAAGGGAAUACAACACCCCUGGUCGCAAGUGGGACCAGCUCAGCGUCAAGUGGACCGAUGCGGAAGACCAGGCUCUGCGCCGGGCGGUCCGGCGGGCACGAGAAGGCAUCGGUUUCGUAUCAGUGAAAUGA
Messenger RNA from Sodiomyces alkalinus F11, 2370 nucleotides. Its product is annotated as RNA exonuclease. Gene Ontology annotation, cellular component: nucleus. The transcript has 3 exons. The record is from RefSeq and is a predicted model, not a curated record. Gene Ontology annotation, molecular function: exonuclease activity; nucleic acid binding. NCBI's taxonomy places the organism in Eukaryota, Fungi, Ascomycota, Sordariomycetes, Glomerellales, Plectosphaerellaceae. Bases 1 to 2370 code for a protein of 789 amino acids.